AUGUCACUCCCCUCGCCCGACGAGAAGGACGGCGCUCACACUCGCCGCCCGCUCCAAUACCAGAGAAAUAUUGGCUGUGACAUGUCCAUGAUAUUUUUUGCCUGGAUCACCGCCCCAGAAUACCGGUCACUGCAAGUCGACAGUGGAGACGGCCAUCCCGACAGCGCAUUCUUCAGUCUUAACAUAUCGCUCUACGAGAAGAAAUUUAUUGCUUCCGAAUGGGAGAACAUGUGGUUUUUAUUCUACGGCCGCGUCCACCCCUACACUCUCACCUGGCCGGUCGAGCCGGACGAUAGUCUCGAGACUAUUAGGAGUCCUCAGGACUACAACACUCCCGUGCUCAUGGUCCGCGACCAAAGUUACCACUUCAUUGCCCCGCAAUCCUUUACCGCCACACAGAACCUUCCCACCAUGCCCCCCAUAGUCAGCUUCGCUGGGCCUGUCAUCGGCUCCGGCCAGACCCUCCUCCAUGGAGACCUAAUAUCGACACUGGGUGACACACAACUCAAGUGCUGCGGCUUCGUCCAGCUUUCGAGCUUCAUUCUCCCUGGGAACCCAGAUAAACCCCACUUUGGUGGCUUCCAUCCUUUUCAGGUCUUCGUCAUCUUCCCUAUUCACGCGGAUCCCUGGACCUCUCUCUGCAAGAAGAUGAUGGACAGACACGCGACCCAGUUUCAGCCCCACACGCUCUUCGCGUGCACUGGCAAGGUGGCAGGUUUCCUUAACCACCGCCACAUGGCCAACUCCCCGGAGCUGGCCCAGGAUUGCGUGUUUAUUGUCGUCCCAGAUACUUGGACGUUCUAUGACAAAGCAGCGCUAGAUUCUGUCUCAGCGCUCCCCUCGGCCAAUGCUCCAGUUGAAGGGCCUCGUAGCGAUCCUCCGGGAUCUUCGAAACGAUCAGACCGUUGGGCCCACCGCGUGCCAUCCACUCCUUCGAAAAAACAACACACCUCCACCUACCAAUAA
Molecule: messenger RNA, 966 nt
Organism: Diaporthe amygdali
Lineage: Eukaryota; Fungi; Ascomycota; Sordariomycetes; Diaporthales; Diaporthaceae
Exons: 3
Coding region: 1-966 (321 amino acids)
Source: RefSeq, a predicted model, not a curated record